CUCAAUUUAAUGUAGAGAGAGAAAGUGGGUGUGACGACUGUGAGUGAAGUGUGCGGACAAUGUUCAUCGUGGAUGAUGCUCUUCCCACGGGCUGAAUGACUCAGAGAGGUGACAAAUGUCUUAGCGAGAGAGCGAGAGAGAUUUGGAAGUUGGAAGGUCUCCAAAGACUAUCAACGCUCUGUUUCCAUGACUCCAGUUGAAGCUUCAAUUUUGCUCAUUGCUUCUGUAAUAAUUACAGUGUUUAUAUGUGUAAUUUUAGAGAGACGAGUGUGGAGAUAUGGGGCAUAUCCCCCUGUUGUAGGCACAGUGGUCCAUCAGCUCAUCAAUUUCAGCACGCUCCACCAUUUUCAUCUUGGGCAUGCCCAAAAGCACACCACUUACAGGCUGCUUAGCCCAGCUCGUGGAGAGCUUUACACGGUCAACCCUGCCAAUCUACAGCACAUUCUCAAAACAAACUUUGCAAAUUAUGGCAAGGGCAAAUAUCAGCACGAGGUAUUGAAGGAUCUCUUUGGUGAUGGGAUUUUUGCAGUCGAUGGAGAGAGGUGGAAGACUCAAAGGAAGCUCGCCUCCUAUGAGUUCUCCACUAAAGUGCUUAGGGAAUUCAGCUGCAAGGUCUUCUGCAAAAAUGCUGUUAAGUUAGCAGGCAAAAUCUCCGAGGCUGCAAAAUCACAUCUCAUAAUGGACAUCCAAGAUCUGUUAAUGAAAGCCACUAUGGAUUCGUUAUUUAAGGUGGGUUUUGGCUUGGAGUUGAAUACCCUUCUUGGGUGCGAGGAGGAGAACAAAUUUGCCAAGGCCUUCGGAGAAUUGAGCGCCCAACUUUUGCGUCGCUUUACCAAUCCCCUUUGGAAAUUAGAGAGGUUCUUGAGUUUAGGUCCUGAAGCCAUGCUCAGAAAGAACAUAAAAUUCAUUGAUGAUUUUGUGUACAAGAUUAUUCAGCAGAAAAGGGAACAAGUAUCCAAAGAACAUGACUCCCUUGAGAAGCAUAGGAAAGAGGACAUUCUUUCUCGAUUCUUGGUGGAAAGCGAGAAAUACCACGAGAAGAUGAGUGACAAAUAUCUUAGAGACAUAAUCUUGAAUUUCUUGAUUGCUGGGAGAGACACAACAGCUGGAACUCUCUCUUGGUUCUUCUACUUGCUUUGCAAGCACCCCCAUAUACAGGAGAAGAUAGCCCAAGAAGUAAGAGAAUCAGUAUGCACCAAGAAUGAAGGGAAUGUAGAGGGAGUCACUAUGUCUGGCUUUGCUGAUGCGUUAACAGAGGGUGCACUAGGGAGACUUCAAUUCCUUCAUGCUGCGCUCGCUGAGACUCUCAGAUUAUACCCAGCUGUACCUGUUAAUGCCAAGGUUGCUUUUGGCGAUGAUGUUCUCCCAGACGGCAGCAAAGUGAGGAAAGGAGACAUGGUGAACUAUCUAUCUUAUGCCAUGGGUAGGAUGACUUCCAUUUGGGGUGACGAUGCUUAUCAUUUUCGACCUGAGCGAUGGAUACAAAAUGGAGUUUUCCAGCCCAAGACACCUUUCGAAUUCCCUGCAUUUCAAGGUGGGCCCCGUAUAUGUCUUGGAAAGGAUUUCGCAUACCUUCAGAUGAAGGUUAUGGCUGCAGUCUUGAUUCGCUUCUUCAAAUUUAAACUGAGGGAUGAAGAGCAGGAAGCCCACUACCAUACCAUGUUGACCCUGCAUAUUGAUCAUGGCCUUCAUGUCUAUGCAUUUUCUCAAAAUAUUUGAUCAUCUUAGUUUGUGAGCUCUAGGCUUCCAAUGAUAAGUGGAAUUGUCGAUAUGUUUGAAUAACAAUGGAGCUUGGACGUGCAAUGCGUCCAACGAUUGGGAUGAUGUGGUUCUCCUUCGUCUCCUUCACAGCACCCCCUGUAUAGCCUUUCCUUGAGAGUAUUCUGUACUCCAAACUUCAGCUGGGUGCAUAUAAUCGAUUGAAGGUCCUCUGAAAUAAAUUACAACGCUCAUUGCUGUGAUAUCACUGGUUAAUUCCCAUGAUGAUGGGUUUCCAAUAUUCAUAACUGCCAUUAUUUUUAGAAGGGAUAACACAUAGUGAGUAAACAUGACAUGCCCCAAGCUUUUUCAAAUUGUGGAAAUCUUAUCUGUCAUUGAUCUUUCCCAA
Molecule: messenger RNA, 2107 nt
Organism: Amborella trichopoda
Lineage: Eukaryota; Viridiplantae; Streptophyta; Magnoliopsida; Amborellales; Amborellaceae
Product: cytochrome P450 704C1
Molecular function (GO): iron ion binding; oxidoreductase activity, acting on paired donors, with incorporation or reduction of molecular oxygen; heme binding
Source: RefSeq, a predicted model, not a curated record